Caenorhabditis elegans is the source of this 1127-nucleotide messenger RNA. It is a transcript of the gene E02H4.6, whose product is annotated as non-specific serine/threonine protein kinase. Gene Ontology annotation, molecular function: ATP binding; protein kinase activity; protein serine/threonine kinase activity. The coding region runs from base 7 to 918 and encodes 303 amino acids. The transcript is spliced from 4 exons. Lineage: Eukaryota; Metazoa; Nematoda; Chromadorea; Rhabditida; Rhabditidae. The record is from RefSeq and is marked reviewed.
UUUCAGAUGGUUCAACCGGAUGAUGUGCUACUCGGAAGAUACAAAAUCCGAUUUGAUAUUGGCCCAGGAAGGAUUGGACGUAUUUUCGCGGUUCUCGACCAACAAGAUCAAAGCAGAUCCAGGGUGAAAGUGAUCAAAGUGCUUCCGAUGGUUGCUGGAGAACAGUUUCUCGACGACCCGCAAACCUACAACGAGUUUGAUUUUCUCAAUCACUUGAGAGGAACCAUUGGUGUUCCCAAUAUUAUCCAGCAUUUUCAAGUUGGACGGGAAAGAGUCAUGAUGAUGGACAAGUACCUGGCAACUCUGGAGCAGUUCAGAACGCGAUGCGACGAUAGAAGAAUUUCCGAUUUGAAUAUCAUCAAAAUUGCUGUUCGCCUCGUGAACGUCUUGGAGGCAAUUCACCAAAAAGGUGUCAUUCAUCGUGACCUCAAAACGACCAAUGUGAUGAUUCGCUCAAGGGGGCAGAGUGAAGUCAACUUGGUGCUCAUUGACUAUGGCCUCUCAACUUUCAACGGAACUCCGCCCCGCGCCCUUGCGCCAGACGCAAAAUCUCCUGAAAUCAUGUUUCGCGGACACACACACGUUUCGCCAGCACUCGAAGAAGGUCUCAAAGCUGAUGCUGUCGAUGAUUUGCAAAUGUUGGCAAUCAUGCUCAUCUGGUGCUCGGCCUACCAUCCGUUUGGUCCAAUCGGGCAAGAGUCUUCUCGAAAGAAGGCGGAGUUUAUCACAAAUCCGGUCAAAUACGUGAAAGGCCGUCCAUUCUUGCGACCAUUGAUGACAGCGAUUAUGGCACAACCUCGAGGCACUCGUCCCAACUAUCAAGCUAUCCUGGAUGCAGCCGCUGGUCCAUUUCCAAUUGACGAUAUUAGAGAUUCACUUAAAACUGAAAUAUCAUUGCUCGGUGUGCGCUUUUUAUAGGUUCUCAUCAAACUCUUCAAAUCACUUGAACUGAAUUGUAAAUGUCUUCCCCAGAAGUUUUCAUCAAUGAUUUUUUGAUUAUUGUAACGUGUUUUCUUCAAACUUUUGCUAAAUGUGUUAAUUUAUUCUAUUUUCUCCUCAAUUUGUUUUAUUUUUCCAAUAUCUCAAAUAUGUCACUGAUUGAUUGUUGAAUGAAUGUAAGGAGCUCC